Messenger RNA from Capronia coronata CBS 617.96, 975 nucleotides. RefSeq names its product serine/threonine-protein phosphatase. Gene Ontology annotation, cellular component: FAR/SIP/STRIPAK complex. Lineage: Eukaryota; Fungi; Ascomycota; Eurotiomycetes; Chaetothyriales; Herpotrichiellaceae. The transcript has 3 exons. Gene Ontology annotation, biological process: peptidyl-serine dephosphorylation. Gene Ontology annotation, molecular function: protein serine/threonine phosphatase activity. The record is from RefSeq and is a predicted model, not a curated record. Bases 1 to 975 code for a protein of 324 amino acids.
AUGCCUGGGUUACCCACCAGUAUCGAUCUUGACGAAUGCAUCUCCCAACUCUACAAGAAGAAUCUCCUGGCCGAGUCCUUGAUCGAAGCAAUAUGCGCAAAAGCAAAGGAGAUGCUGAUGAAAGAGAGCAAUGUGGUACACAUUUCUGCGCCGGUGACAGUUGUUGGAGACAUUCAUGGCCAGUUCUUUGACAUGCUGGAGAUCUUCAAGAUUGGAGGCUUCUGUCCAGAUACAAACUAUCUUUUUCUCGGCGACUAUGUUGACCGCGGUCUUUUCAGCGUCGAAACGAUUUCCCUGCUUGUCUGCUUGAAGUUACGAUACCCCCAGCGCGUUCAUCUCAUCCGCGGCAAUCAUGAAUCACGAGGUGUCACACAGUCAUACGGAUUCUACACGGAAUGUGCACGAAAAUAUGGCAAUGCUAAUGUUUGGCAUUAUUUCACCGACAUGUUUGACUUCCUUACCUUGAGCGUGGUCAUCAACAACCAGAUCUUUUGCGUCCACGGUGGCCUGUCACCUUCAAUUCAUUCAAUCGACCAGAUCAAGAUCAUUGAUAGAUAUCGGGAGAUACCGCAUGAAGGACCCAUGGCGGACUUGGUCUGGUCAGACCCGGAUCCAGACCGGGACGAAUUCUCCCUCUCACCACGAGGCGCAGGCUACACGUUUGGAGGGGAUGUGGUCAAGAAAUUCCUACAGGUCAACAGCAUGUCACAUAUCCUUCGGGCUCAUCAGUUGUGUCAGGAAGGCUAUCAGAUACUGUAUGAUGACCGGCUCAGCACUGUUUGGAGUGCCCCCAACUAUUGCUACCGAUGUGGCAAUCUGGCGAGCGUGCUGGAAGUGAGCGACGCCGGAGAUCGGUAUUUCAACAUCUUCGAUGCAGCCCCGGAGAACGACAUGCAUCGCAACGAGCAGCAACAGCAGCAACAGCAGAGUCAAGCAAAGGAUGGUCAAGGGUCUCACAUUGAAUACUUUCUCUAG